GGAAAGCCGCGAUUCUGAUCCACACAAAAUUAACUACUGCCCCUCCAUCAUCACGUCCCGCACAAGCUGCACAAGCCCGACGAGGCGCAAAAUCGAGGGAAAAAGCACGCGUGCCUUUAUCCUGACACAGUCCCUCCCGCCAAUUCUUACCCCAUAACGCUGUUUGCGGGUGCAAAGACAGCAGUAAUCUCGCCCGAUCCCCCACUGCCACUUCUCACCGCACCCACCACCCUUGGCUUUCUCUAGCCCAUCACCAAUACUCGCCGCAGACCCUGUCACAUACUCGCAACCAUGGACGUUGCCGGCCUGCGGGAUAGGAUUCAGGCGACUCUUGACGCGAACGCCGCCAUCAGACAGCAAGCUGAACUCGACCUCAAGCAUGCCGAAGAAAAGCCAGGCUUCACCGACGGCCUGCUGAACAUCCUCGAGCAGGAACAGAACAACGCCGUGCGCCUGUCGACCGUCGUCUACCUCAAAAACCGCAUUUCCAAGGGCUGGUCGCCUGCCGAAGAAUACAGCCAGGCCAUCCCUAUACCAGAGGAAGAAAAGGCUGCCUUCCGCAGUCGCCUCGUCCCCGUCCUCGUCGCCUCCCCGCCCCAAGUGCGCCUACAGCUUAUUCCUACCCUCCAAAAGAUUCUCGCAUACGAUUUCCCUGCCAAAUGGCCAGACUUCCUCGACAUCACUAUACAACUACUGAACGCUGGAAACAUCGAGUCAGUCUUCGCUGGUGUCCAGUGUCUGUUGGCGAUAUGCAAGAUCUACAGAUUCAAGUCGGGAGAGAACCGCGCAGAUUUCGACAAGAUAGUCGCCAUGUCCUUCCCUCAGCUGCUGAAUAUCGGAAACUCACUGGCUGGUGAGACGAGUUUGGAGGCUGGCGAGAUAUUACGGACGGUGUUGAAAGUGUACAAGCAUGCCAUCUACUUCGAUCUCCCCGCAUCCCUCCGCGACCAGCAAGUCAUGGUUGGCUGGUGCACACUGUUCUUGACUGUCGUAGGCAAAGAACCCCCAGAGUCGUCUCUCCCCGAAGAUCUCGACGAGCGGGAGGUAAAUCAUUGGUGGAAGGCGAAGAAGUGGUCAUACGCAAACUUGAACAGGCUAUUCGUUAGGUACGGCAACCCGUCUGCGCUCGGCAAGAACAACGAGAUCGACUAUACCGAAGUAGCCAAGACCUUCAUCACCAACUUCGCGCCCGAGAUCCUCAAGGUCUACCUCCAGCAGGUCGAGAAAUGGGUUGGAAAGCAAGUCUGGUUGUCAAAGGCCAGCUUGUACUACACGCUCAACUUCCUCGACGAGUGCGUCAAGCCCAAGUCCAUGUGGACCCUCCUCAAGCCGCACACCGACAACCUCAUCGCCCAUCUCAUCUUCCCUGUCCUGUGCCAGUCGGAUGAAGACAUCGAACUCUUCGAGGAGGAGCCACAAGAGUACCUACACAGAAAGUUGAACUUCUACGAAGACGUGACCGCCCCCGACGUCGCCGCGACAAACUUCCUUGUCACGCUCACCAAGAGCCGCCGCAAGCAGACAUUCACUGUGCUGAACUUUGUCAACGAGGUAGUCAACCGAUAUGAGGCCGCUCCCGACAACGAGAAGAACCCAAGAGAAAAGGAGGGCGCGUUGCGCAUGAUUGGUACGCUCUCUGGCGUUAUACUAGGCAAGAAGAGCCCGAUCGCAGACCAGGUCGAAUACUUUUUCGUCCGCCAUGUGUUCCCCGAAUUCCGAAGCCCCCACGGUUUCCUUCGUGCUCGCGCAUGCGAUACCCUCGAGAAGUUCGAACAGCUUGAUUUCAAGGACCCGAAUAACCUCAUCAUCAUCUACCGUAACAUCCUGGAGUCCAUGGCUGAUCCAACGCUGCCGGUCCGUGUUGCUGCUGCCCUGUCACUGCAACCCCUCAUCCGCCACGAUGUUAUUCGAACCAACAUGAAAACGAACAUUCCCCAGGUUAUGCAGCAGCUACUGAAGCUCGCUAACGAAGUCGACGUUGAUGCCCUUGCCAACGUUAUGGAGGACUUUGUCGAAGUUUUUGCUCCGGAAUUGACUCCCUUCGCCGUGGCGCUGAGCGAACAGCUGCGUGACACUUACCUGCGUAUUGUGCGGGAAUUGGUAUCAAGAAACCAAGAGAAGGGCGACGAAAGCGAGUACGGUGACUUCCUUGAUGAGAAGAGCAUCACGGCUCUUGGUGUCCUACAGACCAUUGGUACUCUUAUCCUUACCCUGGAAAGUACACCUGAUGUUCUCCUGCAUCUAGAGACCAUUCUCAUGCCUGUUAUCACCAUUACCCUCGAGAACAAGCUUUACGACCUAUACAACGAGGUCUUUGAGAUCAUUGACAGCUGCACCUUUGCUGCCAAGAGCAUAUCCGGAACCAUGUGGCAAGCAUUUGAGCUGAUACACAGGACAUUCAAGGCCGGUGCUGAGCUAUAUCUUGAGGAUAUGCUCCCUGCGCUUGAGAACUUUGUCAACUAUGGUACACCCACCUUGAUCCAAAACCGGUCUUACCUCGAUGCAAUUGUCGACAUGGUCAGGACAAUCUUCAAGGAUGACAAGGUUGGUGGCGUUGAUCGCAUCUGCGGUUGCAAGCUAGCCGAGAUCAUCAUGCUCAACAUGCGUGGCCAUGCCGAUGACUACGUCCCUGAGUUUAUCGGACUUACGAUGCACGUGCUGAUGAACGAUGAACCCAAAGUAAAGUCUUUGAGGAUACAUCUCAUGGAGGUUGUCAUCAACUCCAUCUAUUACAACCCUGCUUUGGCGCUCCAUGUGCUUGAGACAAACGGCUGGACCAACAAGUUCUUCAGUCUCUGGUUCUCGAGCAUCGACAACUUCACCCGAGUUCACGACAAGAAGCUCUGUAUCUCCGCCAUCUGCUCCCUCCUCACACUACGAGCUCAGGACGUUCCUGUAAGCGUACAGCAAGGCUGGCCACGCUUGUUGCAGGGUGUCACCCGUCUAUUCCAGACGCUCCCCGCAGCUCUGAAGAACCGCGAGGAAGCUAAGAAGGAAGACACAUUCGAUUACUCCGCCGAGUUCGAGGAAGAGGAAGACGAGGAGUGGGAACAGGAAGCUGACUGGAACAACGAGGCGGACGAGACUGAGGAUGUCAAGGACGAGAGUGCCGCUUAUCUCGACUUCUUGAAUGAAGAGGCGCAAAAGUUCAGUUCCAUCGAUGAUGACGAUGAUGAUGAGCUAGAAGAGGAAAGUCUCCUCGAGACACCGCUUGACAAGGUCGAGCCAUAUGGCAUGUUCAAGCACGCAUUGCUACGUCUCCAACAAGAGCAACCUGCGCUCUACGAAAAUCUUACCAAGAACCUGAGUGCGGAGGAGCAACAAGUGGUCCAGGGUGCUGUCCACCAGGCCGAUAUCAUCGCCCAAGUUCAAGCCGAGGCUCAAGCUGCUGCUGCCAAUGGACACCCAGGAUUGCCGCCACAGUAGAAGCAUGAUUUAUGAUUCGCGUCAACAAUAAAAUCUGCCCUAGAGGUAUACACAAGGCCUCGCUGUUUCGAGAGCCCACGAGAAGCUCGGCGUAUAUCUUCAGGCUACAGUUUGACGAGGCCAAACUCGGAGAUUGAAAGGCGAAGUAGGGCCUGGGCCUUCUAGUUGGCCUCUUUUUAGCGAGCAUACUGGCGUUUUGACUCUUUUCAGGGAAGACGCUUUGGACCGGAGGUUUGUUCCGGCGGCUGCUAGUCAGACGGUGUAGUAUGGCGUUCGUUUGGUGUGUUGGUAUCAUUGUUAUGAAAAAGAGGAGGACGAUAUCCACGAGAGGCACCAUUGCUUGGAAUGAGAUCAUGUAUGCGGAAUGAUGUUGUCGCCGGCCUAAAGGCCACAGUAGAUAGUGCACCUAA
Molecule: messenger RNA, 3836 nt
Organism: Alternaria alternata
Lineage: Eukaryota; Fungi; Ascomycota; Dothideomycetes; Pleosporales; Pleosporaceae
Product: ARM repeat-containing protein
Exons: 10
Biological process (GO): protein import into nucleus
Cellular component (GO): nuclear envelope; cytosol
Molecular function (GO): small GTPase binding
Source: RefSeq, a predicted model, not a curated record